Ogataea polymorpha is the source of this 981-nucleotide messenger RNA. RefSeq lists its product as uncharacterized. Lineage: Eukaryota; Fungi; Ascomycota; Pichiomycetes; Pichiales; Pichiaceae. The record is from RefSeq and is a predicted model, not a curated record. The transcript has a single exon. The coding region runs from base 10 to 750 and encodes 246 amino acids.
GUUGACAUCAUGACAUUGGGGAUUUCGCAGAGCACCGACACAAAAGAGGAAGCGACUUUGAAGAAGUCGCCAUCAAUUACAAACAUCUCGAAGUUUGCACAGCCGAAACCGCUUCCGAUCAGCUUCAAUAUGAAGAUCAGUGAGGAGCUCUCUGAGAUCAAGACGGCAUUGACGGACCUGAAAGUGCGUUCGAAAAACAACAACCAGAGUCUCACGAAACUAAACGAGAAUCUGGCGAGGUUCAAUGAGACGACGGGCAGCGAGGAGCGGAGAGAGUUCCAGACACUGGUGCAACAACUGCGCGAGCUUGUCGAGGAAUUGAGGACAGGAAAGGACCUGGGGGAGGCAGAAAAGGAGAGACAGGCUACGGAUAUUACAAGGGACCAGAUAUUGGCAGAUCAGAGCUAUCUGGAGGCCCUUCGUACCGAGCAGACCGAACUGCUCCAGAAAAAUAAAGCGGCCACGGAAGAGCUUUUGCGCACAGAAUUGGCCGCGUCUCAGCUGCGCGCCAAAUGUGUACAGUACACGUCUCACCUGAAAACGCUCCGGAGCGAGUUCGAGCGGCUCGAGACGGAGCGAGAGCAUCUGAUCAGCAAUCUAGAACACGAAAAGCAGAACAGCCACGCUCCAAGCGGCCAGAAACUGCUGGAUUUGCUCACAGCAGCAUCUCUCGACAAGGGUGAUACUUUCCGAACAGGCACGCGCGCAGAAAACAAGGAGAACCACCGCAUCUUCAGCUCCGUGUACUAGGGUUGACAUGAAAGCUUUUUUUUUUAUCAGCGGGCGCUUACGUAACAAAAUAUGGGCGGUGAGUUCUGGCGAAUGGCCGGGAACUCCGUGACCUGUGGAGGAGAGCAAGGAACAGUGCAUGGCGUGACGUCCCCACAAGACCCUAGUUAGCCCGUGAUUUUACAGGGCAGGCACGGGUCCCCAGCAAUUUUGUGUCCUGUCAAAUCGUCUCGCCUCGCGCCCCUACACCCC